Molecule: messenger RNA, 1594 nt
Organism: Zea mays
Lineage: Eukaryota; Viridiplantae; Streptophyta; Magnoliopsida; Poales; Poaceae
Source: RefSeq, marked predicted
CUAUAACUUCUCGCGUCUCUACUGCUGACGGGAAAAAAGGGAGCGGAUCUGGUGAUCCGCGGUAACGUAGUUCUCAACAAUUUUUACGGAGCUCACCCACUGGGAGCAGGCGUUGCGGUUGCCGUCGCUGAACAACCUGCUGAUAUGCUCGGCGCCUAUGUCCGCCUCCACGCUCCUCACCGAGACCAGGUACGGGUCUGCCCACCUGCCGUCGUGGGCCUGCAGCUGGGCCGGCCCGACGCGGUAGAGGGCCACGGCCGCCGGGGCGUAGCAGCCGGCAGUGUUAUGGGGGCCAGUCCACGGCUCCGCCGCCUUCUUCCCCGUGGGCUGGGCCCUCCGCAGGCCGCAGCACCACGACCGGGUCCACCUCGCCAGUCACCGUCACCGUCACCGUCACCUUCUGCUGCAGCCGGUUCACCUCCACAUGCUGCACUCCUGCACAGGGGCGAAUCUAGGGGGUUAUCGGGGUCAGCCGACCCCGAUAAAUUUUAUAAAUAUUUUAGCAAAAUACUGUUAAAGUUCAUAAAAAUUUGUAUGAUAUAGCAAAGCUGCUCUUGAUGACUCCGAUCAUAUUUUCGGCUAGAUUCGCCACUGCUCCUGCAGGCAGGCGGGCAGCUUCAUCAGAGUUAUUAAUCGCCACGGUAAACUUGGGCUCCUCUUCAGGAAAUCACUUCGAUAGUUCGAUUCGAAGUGGUCAAGUGGAACUUUCGCUAUUGUUGGAUGCCGCCGGCAUAUGCUGCUGCUGUGCUGCACUACUGCAGCAGUAAAAAAAAGCUUGUUCUGAAAGGACACGAUGGUCAUUAGUCAGGGGGUGUUUGAUUUGCCCCUGCUAAAAUUUAGCCCCUAUCACAUCGAAUGUUUGAACCUCCGUUCGGGGUAUUAAAUGUAGUCGGAUUAUAAAACUAAUUUCUCAGCCGAAGAUUAAAAAGUGAGACGAAUCUAGUACAGUUGGUUGGGUCUAUAUUUCAUACUCCUAUUUGAAAGUCAAACGCUUGAUGUGACCCGGACUAAACUUUAGUCCAUAGAACCAAACACCCCCUCAUUAUACUAUUACUGACUGACUCAGUGGGUGCAGACUGCAGAGAGGCUCAUCAUCAGGGCACAGACGAGAAGAGUGAUGCCACCAUGCGAUGGUCGUGGGCGCAAUGCUGGCGAGCAACGAAAACUUGACGCGAACGCGUAGGGGCCAGGCCAGGCCAGGGGACCAGAGUGACGGAUGACCAACCUCUCAUGCAUGCCGGAGAAAGCAUUCUUGACCUCGCGCUCGCAGUUCAUCCUGACCCUCAGCUCCACCGUCCCGCACCAGGCGCCGCCGCAGCGUCGUCGUUCGUCUUCUCCCUGGGGUGGGGCGGCCAUUGAUCGCUCCCAGAAAGCUAAGCAGCUGCCUCAUGGCGCCUCCCAUGGGGAAUGCAGCGAGGUCCUGAAGGGCUAGCUAGCUAGCCGGUUGAUGCGGGAACUGUCUGUCUUUUGCUUGUACGAGGCCGGCACCCGGCAGGGACUGUUCGAUUUCGGAGGCCUUUUGAACUAGGCAAUGCGAUGGCGAGAUGGACUGUGACUGCGUGAGGGGACGGGAGAGAGGAGAGGGUGUGCGUGC